This is a messenger RNA of Saprolegnia parasitica CBS 223.65, 1198 nucleotides long. RefSeq lists its product as hypothetical. Bases 1 to 1107 code for a protein of 368 amino acids. The record is from RefSeq and is a predicted model, not a curated record. The transcript is spliced from 2 exons. Lineage: Eukaryota; Oomycota; Saprolegniomycetes; Saprolegniales; Saprolegniaceae.
AUGCGCUACCUGCUCUACUACUUGAUUCUCGACCGCGCCCGGCGCGCCAGAGGCCAUAAAGCACAACUCCGCCGCGUCUUGGAAGCGUACGAGGCAGCGCUGCGCGCCGACAUCGAGCACCUGCACCGCAUGCGCCGCAUCCGCGCUCUCGAAGCGUCACUGCCCCGCGUUGAGGAGCACCGGCCGUGGUACAAGCUCUACCGCGCACGCGACGACGCCGCCUUUCUCUCCUUCGUGUCGCUGCCGCCACCGGCCUUUCACGAGCUAUUGACGGCGUUUGCGCGCCGCUACGACAUCAAGUCGGGGGUUGGUUUGCCCGGGCGGCCGACAAGCGUGCCCAAGCACGCCGCGCUCGGCCUCGUGCUCGCCAUGUACACGCACGCGCUCAACAUGCCGCGUCUCUGCGAGCACUUUGGUGUGAAAAUGUCGACACUCAGCCGCGUGUUUGCCAAAGCCGAGGCGGCGCUUGCAUUGGCGCUCGCCGACCUCCCGAACGCGGCCAUGGUGUGGCCAACCCAGCCGGCGUUGCAGCGAUUUGCGGCCGCGACAGUCGUCCGCGGCGUCGUUGGACUCGUCGAUGUGUGUACGCUCGCCGUGCAGGCCCCGACGGUCGCCGACCGCCGCCGCUGCGAAGGCACUGCCGAGGCGGCGUGGCUCGAGUGUGAUGCGGUCUGGGGCAUGAUGAUCGUCGGCCUCGAUGGCACCCUUUUGUGGUACAAGCACAAUUUGCCUGGUUUCUGGGACAUCGACUUUGAAGUCUACCAAGAGGUAGAGCGCCAAGCCGCGCAAAAGUUGCCGGCCCACCACAUCCUUGUCGCGCCGGCGACAUUUCCAGUGACUAGCGAGAGCGACGGCCACAUCGUAACGCCGCUCGCUUCCGACGACGACGGCAGCGGAGGCGACAAGCAAGCCAUCACGUCGCUGCUCGGCGCCGCCGAGUGGGGCACGCCCCAUGUGAAGCUCGUCUACCAAAAGUUGGGUCAACCGCUGCCAUUCGACCGCGAGCUGCGUCGUUGUCGCAUCAGUAACAUCCUCCGCCUCUACAACUUUCGACUCCGGAGCAUGGGCACGAGUCCGCUCCAGGCGGCCUUGGCGGGUCGCGUCUAACUCCCGAUAGAAUGCGCUCUUGUAGGCGUCGUCAACGCCACCAUAGUCUGCCUCGUCUUCUAUAAACAAUAUGGACAGUGGCUUCAACGUG